This is a messenger RNA of Achroia grisella, 1086 nucleotides long. RefSeq lists its product as uncharacterized. The transcript is spliced from 7 exons. The record is from RefSeq and is a predicted model, not a curated record. NCBI's taxonomy places the organism in Eukaryota, Metazoa, Arthropoda, Insecta, Lepidoptera, Pyralidae. The coding region runs from base 1 to 1086 and encodes 361 amino acids.
AUGUUUUUCAUUAAAUGUGGCGUCGUUUUUUACUAUAUUACAAUGGCCGUAGCAAGUUUAAGUGUACGCCCGGCCGGAUGGCUGGACCGCCUCGUUAUGUACCACAAACAUCAAUUUUACAACGAUUUAAAUAAAGUAGCUCCGGUACAGAUAACUGCAACAAUUGAACGUGCGCCACCUGGCUACGUCGACUCUACGGCGUGGGACCUGAAGGCGGUCCUGCAUUUAUUAGUCCUCAUAAGAGAGAGCCACACAGCUGCUCCUGUACGCCGCGCGCUGCGCCGGGCGCUACGACCAGCCAGAAGGUUUAUGAACUGGCACCAAAGUUUUAAAGCUUUUCCCAGUUUAUCUAAAGGGUACGAGUUCUAUUACGACAUAGACACUGAUGAGGACUACCAAGAGAGUCAAGUGAGCACGGGACGAUAUGUUCUCGAGGAUGACGACGUCAUUGUGGUUGGCAAUCCGGUGGAGGCGCGGCUGCCCAGCGCGCAGAUUAGCGUCCGAUUGCUUAGAGACAUUCUGGAAGCUAGAGCGCAGGCAGGCAGGAUCAUGCCCACGACGCUCAGAACUCCAAUUGUCGUAGACAUGUUAACAUGUGUAGUAACAAUACAAGAUUAUGUGUUUACACUUCGUUUCUCUAAGGGCGCCUCCAAAUUUGCCGAAAAUGCCGUGGCAAGUGGCAACGCGUCUGCAGCGCGGCCACGCUACCUUAUAUCUAGAGACGCGGUGACCAACUGGCCCAAUUUGUGGGCCCAAUGGGGUGACAGUGGUCAGAAGGUGGGGAGGCUAGCGGGCGGGCCAGGGGAGGUGCACGUGCGCGACGUCGAGCGCGAGGAUGUCGAGGGGGGCGCGUGCGGCCCCUCCUCGACGUGGGGGGAGGGGAGGCUAGCGGGCGGGCCAGGGGAGGUGCACGUGCGCGACGUCGAGCGCGAGGAUGUCGAGGGGGGCGCGUGCGGCCCCUCCUCGACGUGGGGGGAGGGGAGGCUAGCGGGCGGGCCAGGGGAGGUGCACGUGCGCGACGUCGAGCGCGAGGAUGUCGAGGGGGCGCGUGCGGCCCCUCCUCGACGUGGGGGGAGGGGAGGCUAG